AUAUGACAGGCAGGUGGUUGCGGCUCUUCCCCCUCCACGCGCAGCAGUCUUCACAACAGUCCACAACUCACCUCGCUAAACCUCAACGCGACAGAACCUUUGACCUGCCAGAGACAAAGCAAAGUCGGGUUGUCAACAGCCUGAUUGUCAACAACAAUCUGCUCCCAUGUGGCGGUAGAUCGACCUCUGUUUUCCUCGGAGCGCAUUGAAAAUGUCACAAUCGUUGCGUCCAUACCUCCAAUGCGUCCGAUCAUCACUUACUGCAGCGCUCUCCCUCUCCAACUUUGCCUCACAGGCCGCCGAAAGACACAAUGUGCCUGAGAUAGAAGCCGCGAGCUCUCCCGAAGUCCUGUUAAAUCCGCUGACCAUUGCACGAAAUGAGAACGAAAAGGUCUUCAUAGAGCCGUCCGUCAACAGUGUGCGUGUCAGCAUACGCAUAAAGCAGGCAGACGAAAUCGAAAACAUCCUCGUUCACAAGUUUACUCGUUUUCUAACCCAGCGUGCCGAGUCCUUCUUCAUAUUGAGACGGAAGGCGGUCAAGGGCUAUGAUAUAUCUUUCUUGAUCACCAACACGCAUACCGAAGAAAUGUUGAAGCACAAGUUGGUGGACUUUAUCAUUCAAUUCAUGGAGGAAGUUGAUAAAGAGAUCUCCGAGAUGAAGCUCUUUUUGAACGCGAGAGCUCGUUUUGUUGCCGAGUCUUUCUUGACUCCCGUAAGUGUGAUGGCCGUCGUGGUAUAAUGCUUGCUUACCAUGGACAGUUCGACUAGAACGGUCUUACGAAUCAACAGAAGAACAAUGCCCGAAUGGCAAAGCAGCGCAUCCUGGAACAUUGGCCAGUCGUCUUACAUGUUACUGGCAUGUCCGGCACGUCCUACAUAUUCCAUCAGAACAUGCAAGGCUGUAAACUUGCGGGUCGUGGCCCCUGAGUCAUGUGACCUCGGUUGACGACCUGAAAGAGCCAGAAUGCUGUGAACAGCAUCUGCAACAAUUGAAAAGCAUUGAAGC
This is a messenger RNA of Exophiala viscosa, 1006 nucleotides long. RefSeq names its product actin-like protein 2/3 complex subunit 4. The transcript is spliced from 4 exons. NCBI's taxonomy places the organism in Eukaryota, Fungi, Ascomycota, Eurotiomycetes, Chaetothyriales, Herpotrichiellaceae. Gene Ontology annotation, biological process: Arp2/3 complex-mediated actin nucleation; actin filament polymerization. Gene Ontology annotation, molecular function: actin filament binding. The coding region runs from base 212 to 739 and encodes 175 amino acids. Gene Ontology annotation, cellular component: Arp2/3 protein complex; actin cytoskeleton. The record is from RefSeq and is a predicted model, not a curated record.